This is a messenger RNA of Girardinichthys multiradiatus, 912 nucleotides long. RefSeq lists its product as uncharacterized. NCBI's taxonomy places the organism in Eukaryota, Metazoa, Chordata, Actinopteri, Cyprinodontiformes, Goodeidae. The transcript is spliced from 4 exons. The record is from RefSeq and is a predicted model, not a curated record. The coding region runs from base 78 to 503 and encodes 141 amino acids.
UUUUAAAAGCACCUCUUCCGUUAAGCAUUGCCUUACUGUUUAAUUCGAUCUAGGUGUAACAGGUUAGUGCUUGGAAUAUGCAUUUUAUAAUCCUGGUGUUUCUUUUGGCAAUAGGUGAGAAUGAUGCAGUGUUUUGGCAGAGGCUCAAAUGUCCCUAUGAACCAAAGCACCAGAGCCUGCUCAGGGUGUGGUGCCGGCAGAGCUCUGCAGAGUGCUGUACGGGCCUCAUUUUCAGCCACAGCUCCCAAUUAGCUGAUGGAGGCAAAGUGAGGGUGACCCAGGACACACACUCCUUCACUGUGGAGGUGUUGGAGCCGAGCCAUCGAGAAGGAGUUUACUGGUGUGGUCUAUUGAGCAAAAAUGACACCAUCAUCAAGCUGGCCGAAGGCUAUUUUUAUAGCUCCUCAACUGCUUUUAUCUGGAGUUUCACUCGCUGGAUUUUGCUGCCACUACUACCCAUAGUGACCAUAUUUACUUGUGUCUACACCAGAAAGAGAUGGUGAGCCUUAUGAUGACGUUGCUGUAGGCCAAGCUUUUACUGACCCAGUGUGUGACGGUCCAGACUCUCCUGAAUGAGUGGGAGUCACAAAGGAUUUAACAGCAUCACAGGAGAGGCUGGGACUCAGGGCGCAAUUUUUUUUACAACACAGAAAAUACAAGACAAUUUCUUUCUCUUUUAUGAAGAAAUAAGUUUGCAUUUAUUGGACAAACCAAACAUAAGCCCACACUUAGUGUAAAGAUGGAACAUGUCAUAGGGUGAAAAAUAAAUGAAGAAUUUUAUCCCAAAAUGAUUUUAUAAGCAUUUGGAUAAACAGCCACCUGUAACCAUCUCUUCUAAAGUGCAUAUCAUUCUGAGGAAUGUUAUUACUUUAGUAAACAGAAAUGUAACAUUAAAAAAAAUGACCAACAGGA